AUGGCUUCCAACAAGGUCUGCAUCGUGGGUUACGCCCGGACGGCGAUGGGCGGGCUUUCGGGCUCGCUUGCGUCCCAGACGGCUCCCGAGCUCGGGGCGGUGGCGAUCAAGGGUGCACUCGAGCGUGCUGGUGUGGCGGCCGAGGCCGUGCAGGAGGUGUACAUGGGCCAUGUGCUCUCGGCGGGUGUGGGUCAGGCGCCUGCCAAGCAGGCUGCGCUCAAGGCCGGCAUCCUGCCGUCUGUCCCGUGCACCUCUGUCAACAAGGUCUGCUCGUCGGGCAUGAAGGCCAUCCACGUGGCGGCUGCAUCCAUUCUCAUCGGCCAGUCCGAUCUGGUGGUGGCCGGCGGCAUGGAGUCGAUGACCGGCGCGCCGUUCCUCCUCCCUGCCGCGACCCGGGGCGGCCUCCGCUACGGCAACUCGGAGCUCCGCGAUUCGUGUGCGUCGGACGGGCUCACGGAUCCGUAUGGCGAUCAGGCCAUGGGCUGCCUCGCCGAGGAGUGCGCCGAGGAGCACGGCAUCUCGCUCGUACGAGCGUGCCCGCGCGGCUGCCGACGCGGGGUCUUUGCCGACGAGAUUGUGCCGGUCGUCAUCAAGUCGCGCAAGGGCGAGACCGUGGUCGACGCCGAUGACGAGCCGGCCCGGUUCAACCCGGCCAAGUUCCCCUCGCUCCGCACCGUCUUCAAGCGCGACGGCACCGUGACCGCCGGCAACGCCUCGACCAUCUCAGACGGUGCCGCCGCUGUCAUCCUCGCCUCGGAGGCCAAGGCCGCCGAGCUCGGCCUCACCGUUUACGCUACCAUCGAGGGCAUGGGCGACGCUUCGCAGGAUCCGGCCAAGUUUACCACCUCACCGGCCCAUGCCAUCCCGGUCGCCUGCAAGCGAGCCGGCAUCGAGCUCGCCGACGCCGACCUUGUCGAGAUCAACGAGGCCUUUGCCGUCGUUGCCCUCGCCAACAUGGCCCUGCUCGGCCUCGACGACGCCAAGGUCAACAUCUACGGUGGCGCCGUCUCCAUCGGCCACCCGCUCGGCUGCUCCGGCGCUCGCAUCGUCGUCACCCUGCUCAACGCCCUGAUUCGCGAGGGCAAGUCGGUCGGCAUUGCCGGCAUCUGCAACGGCGGCGGCGGUGCGUCGGCGCUUGUCAUCAAGCGCCCGGCUGCGUAG
This is a messenger RNA of Thecamonas trahens ATCC 50062, 1161 nucleotides long. Its product is annotated as cytosolic acetoacetyl-coenzyme A thiolase. The record is from RefSeq and is a predicted model, not a curated record. Gene Ontology annotation, molecular function: acetyl-CoA C-acetyltransferase activity. Gene Ontology annotation, biological process: fatty acid beta-oxidation. NCBI's taxonomy places the organism in Eukaryota, Apusomonadida, Apusomonadidae. The coding region runs from base 1 to 1161 and encodes 386 amino acids. The transcript is spliced from 3 exons.